UUUGCUAGGGACUUGCUCCCAUCAUGUAAGCUAUAACUAAAGUUAGUCCUCGAUGAAAACUUUAACUGAACAAACCAUAAAACCGGAAAUCCUUGCUAGUGUUUUACAAUAUGAAGCCAAAACCUACCCAAUACCCAGGCAACUGAAAAUAUUUCCUUAGCAAAAAGAAAAGUGACUUUUUCGUGUUGUAAUUUGAGUUAGGAAGGACACUCACUCGGUAUUCCCGAAGCGGAUAUUAAAUAAUUAACGAUGAGAGAAAACUCCUUGUGUGUUGGAUACACAUAGGUACUUACCGUGAUUUUUGAUUACUUAUGCAUGUUGUUUAUUUCGGGAGUAGGUACAAAAUCUGAUUGAAUGUGUAAACAAAUAAUUAUACAAAUUAUAAUAUACUCGUAACUGUACAUAUCUUGGAAAUCAGUAUGUAUGCAAUAAAUGAAGUGAUUUAAAGAAAGAAUUGAUAGUGCACAAGAAACGCUUAUAAAAGGACACGAGUGGAGAUUUUGAAAUAAUUUCAAGAAAUGACAGAAGACAAGACAAUAAAUGCUAUUGAAAAUGGGACACAAUUCAAAAAUGGACACACAAAUACAAAAUCACAGGCGAAACCUACAAAACAUCAGAAGAAUGACGAUGUGACAGUCGAAUUCAACGAUGGCAGAAAUCCCCUCGACAGGCCCAGCACAAUUGGAGGUGGGGUAGUUCUACCAGAUGCUGUUUUGAGUAAGCUUUACCAGAGCUAUUCGGUUAAGCAACGACGUGCUGGGCUCAUAUGGUUCCUAGUUGCUUCCAUUUUGUUUGACAUCUGGGCACUGAUAAUUCCACAGGGACAAUGCAUCGAAGCCUUGGGAGUGACCUCUUUUGUGUUAUGUCUUAACAUAAUCCUGUGCAUAUUGGUACGUCUUUCAAGUUCAUCUGAAUCAAGAGUGCUGAUGAACUUUCUUAAAAUCGUUCCACAUUUAAUAUGGCUAUUAACAAUCAUUCAACUGGUGUUUUAUUUAUUCCUAAAGAAGUCCAUUUCUCCAAGAGAUGUCCUUGGAUGGGGAAUUCUUUUGAAUUUUCUUAUUUAUGUUACAUUGCCUAUACCUCUUCUUUACACUGGUGUGACAUUUGGAGUUGGAACAUUUGCAAUAUAUCUUAGCACCCUAACAGGAUUGGCGACAAAAGAUCCAUUAUUUUUUGAACAGAUUGCAGCAAAUAUAAUCAUAAUAAUUGCAGCAGCGGCUGUUGGAUUAUUGGUUUAUUUUAUGGGAGAAUCAAAACAAAAAAGAGUUUUUCACGAAGCAAAAAAAAGUCUGGAAGUGAAAAUGAUAAUUGAAGAACAAUCAGCAGAACAGGAACGACUUUUACUAUCCGUAUUGCCAAAACAUGUUGCUGUUAAAAUGCGUCAAGAUUUGGGUUCAACAAGUUCAGAGCCAUUUAAAAAGAUUUACAUGAGUCGUCAUGAAAAUGUUAGUAUACUCUACGCUGACAUUGUGGGAUUUACCGCGAUAUCAUCAACUUACAGUGCCCAAGAUCUUGUUAAGAUGCUCAAUGAGCUUUUCGCACGCUUCGAUAGACUAGCUGAGAAAUAUCAACAGCUGAGAAUAAAAAUCCUAGGGGAUUGUUACUACUGCAUUAGUGGAGCACCUGUAGAAAAACCAGACCAUGCUGUUCUCUGUGUCCACAUGGGGUUGUCUAUGGUAAAAGCAAUCAAAUAUGUUCAACAAAAAACCAAUUCUCCGGUAGACAUGAGGGUUGGUAUCCAUACGGGGGCUGUGCUAGCUGGUAUCCUAGGCCAGCGUCAGUGGCAAUUCGAUGUUUACUCCAAGGAUGUUGAGUUGGCCAACAAAAUGGAAUCAAGUGGAAAGGCUGGUCGAGUGCACAUAUCGAACAAAACGCUAAGCUUUCUGAACGGGGAAUUCGAAGUAGAGCCCGCAAUGGGCGAGCGACGUGAAGAGGCACUACGUAACGCCGGACUAAAGACCUUUUUCAUCACAAAGGUCCUCAUACCUUUUGUAGCUCCAAAUAAUCAAGAAAAUGGUGACACAAUUGAUGAUGACAACGAAGAAAUCCUUGAAGUUAAAGAACAAGCUAUAAGUUUUGAGCAGGAAGAUGAAUUAGAUAAAUAUGAAGAUUUUAAGAAACGUUUACAGCAUGAGUUGGUCGCUAGAGACGGACAUGGAAAUCUAUCCAAAGACACAACAAUAUUUCUGAAAUUUAAGAGCCGAGAUCUGGAGACUGCAUACGAAGGCCACCGUGAACCGUAUUCUUCAUUGCCUUUAAUGGCUGCUGUAUUGGUACAAUCUGUUGAUGUACUCUAUUCCUACCUGGUACUUCCGAGGUAUUGCUUACACUUCUUUACCAUAACUAUACCACUUCUACUCAUUAUUGUGUUGGUUUUUAUAUCUGUGAGUGAAAGUUUUCCACGGCAAAUUCAUGAGAAAUUUGUUCAUAUAAGCAAGAGAUUUAAUGAUACAAGAUUUUUGAGAUCAUUUGCAGCAAUUACAAUCUGUUUGGCAAUGGGAUGCAGUAAUCUUGUGGAUAUGUACUUUUUUACUACUGUGAUUAAGUCUGACGACUUCGGCUUACCAGCUAGAUGUGGUUUAGACAACAACGAUACAAAAAAUUUUAAUCAAUCGGAGAUUGGAAAAUGUACCGAUAGCCCAAAUCCUGAAAUAACCAUUUAUCCCUCGUACAUGAGUAAUUUUGGAGUUCUCAUAUUAAUAGCAGUUUCGGUGAUUGCACAAUUAACACACACUGUGAAAAUUCUUCUAAUGGUUAUCAUUGCUGGUCUUCACUGUGCUUUCAAUGUGAUUGUAAUGGAUGAUCUUUAUCGAUUUGAAGAUUUCUUAUCAUCUGAUCCAGUCAUACCAACUAAAAUAAACGUCUCUGCCAUAUUAUUGGUAGCUGCCAUCGCAUUGUCACUUUUGGCCAGACACAUGGAUCGUGAGGAUAGAGUGAUAUUCAAAUGGAAAACAGAAGUAGCUGAACAAAAAGAAAUGGCAACUGAUAUGAGCAAAAGAAAUGAGGCUCUAGUUUAUAAUGUCCUGCCUGUUCAUGUAGCCGAACAUUUUAUGAGAAAUAAAAAACGGUCUUAUGACGAACUUUACUCACAAAGUUAUUCAGAAGUGGGUGUUAUGUUUGCCAGUAUGCCAAACUUUGCAGAUUUUUACUCCGAGGAAUCAGUUAACAAUCAGGGGCUUGAAUGCUUGCGUUUUCUAAACGAAGUCAUAUCCGAUUUUGAUGCGCUUUUAGAAUUGCCACAAUUCCAGGAUAUUAUAAAAAUCAAGACAAUCGGAUCGACGUACAUGGGUGCGAGUGGCAUUAAUAUUGCACGGAAAACUGAUCCAGGUGAUUCGAUUUUAGAACGUUGGUUACAUUUAUCGGUAUUGGUUGAGUUUGCAUUUGAAUUGAAGAAGGCACUACAAGGAAUCAAUGAACAGUCUUUUAAUCACUUCGUCCUUAAAAUGGGUAUCAAUCACGGUCCGAUUACGGCUGGGGUAAUUGGAGCACGUAAACCUCAUUAUGAUAUAUGGGGAAAUACUGUCAAUGUUGCAUCGAGGAUGGAAAGUACUGGAAAAGCUGGUAAUAUUCAGGUAACCGAGGAAACCUGUAACAUUUUAAAGGAGUUUGGAUACACAUUUGAGCAACGAGGCUUGGUGUCAGUCAAAGGAAAAGGACAGCUUAUGACUUAUUAUCUUACGGGUCGAUCUUCUUCCUCCAAACCAGCUGCAAUUUCUUCAUUGGAUACAAAAGCUAUCGAACCAAUCGAAGAAGUCCCUCAAAACGAGACCGAAGCUGACAGCAAAACACCACUUCUAAACAACAUUAACGUAGCACCUAGUGAAUUUAGCGAAAAGGACUCAUUAAUAGCAAGUAAUAAUUCCGUUAAUUAAUUUUUAAGCAUACGUUUAAGUAUAAAGACAAAGAAGCAAACAAAUAGUAUUAGUUAUAAACACCAAGACACAUAAGAUAUAAGGAACUACUUAUAUAUAAACUUUCUCCAUAAGGAUUUUCAAAAGAAUCAGUUUUCUAAUUUUAUACAUUUCACUUGUUUUAAAGAAGAGAAAGUUUACACUAACAAAUAAAUUGCGAGGUUUUAUAAAAACAAUACAAAACUCAAUGAAUGAACCUCAUAUAUGUAUGUAUAUAGAAAUAUAUAUGAGGUUAGCAAUAUAUAAAAAUUUUGUUGUCUAUUUUCUAUCUAGUCUAUUUAAAAAAUCUCUAUAAAUUAGGAACGACUUGAGCCCAAAUUGGACAAUCCAAAGUGUGUUUUUCUUAGGAGUUCAAAAACAAAAUGUUUACAUUUUUCUAUAGUUUUUAUUUCUACAGUAUUAAUAGUAUUUAUCUAACUUAUAAGACAUUGAAAAUUGUUAUCAAAAAGCAAUUAUACGAGUACUAAACAAAUAAAACAAAACUAUAGAAAAUAACUUAGAAGAGAUAAAACACCACCGAAAGUAUUUGCAAGAACCUUAAAAUUUAGAGAGAAGCAAAAUAACUUAAUUUGUGCGUAGAGAGGACAGAGACGAAAAAAAGUAAGCUCCACACCUAAUUAAAGAAAAAAGAGGUUCAAUAUUUUCAGCUAGCUUUUGCAAUCAUUUUAUAAUUUUAAAUCUAAAAAGUUUUGUAUGUAACAAUUUAAACUCUAAAAAGUUAUAUUAAAAUGCAAACCCCAAUCAAAAAAUGUGCGAUAAGUAAUUUCUCUUUAUUUUUAUCUACCACUUUAUCUUAAAAAUGAAGUUCCUUUAAGACAUAUUUUUAUUAUUUUUAGUUCAAUAUUACUAUAGAUUAUUGUAUUGGGAGCUAUCAUGAAUGAAAUUUCCCAUAAAAUCAUUUUCAAUUUCAAAAAUUAUGUCAAAUCUGCUGAUCUUACAAUAAAAAGUCGAUAUAUAGAAAAAGUUCAAAGAGACAUUUUACACCCAAAAGUUCCCAUUCUAUAAUAAAUUCAGAAAAUCUAACUUGUUUUAUAAAAACUAUAAUAAACUCUCAAACACAAAGUAUUUUAGAAAUUAUUGAUAAGCUCUGUAAAUAAAUCACAAAACCAAAUCAUUAUAUUUAAAAAUAAAUAAAAAUAUUUAAAAUAAAGAACAAAUAUCAACGUAAAUAAAACAAACUUAAAAAUAAAAACUGUCCUCUCUAUUUAAAUUUGCUAAUAGAAUUACUAUAAUGAAUAAUAUUAAAAACAUCAACAUUUAGCUGCUAAAUAAUUAAGUAUUUUUCGAAACUUUUUCGAAAAUUGUGAAUAAAUAAAUACUGUACCUCUUACAAACUUUCUCUCUCUCUCUCUAAUAUUUAUAUAACAAUAUAAUUUUUAAGAGCUCUGCAUGUAAGUUAAAAAACAAGAAAACAAAAGCAUUUUAUCUUUUAAGUACAAUGUAACAAGUCAUUUCUAAUACACAAAUUAGUUUAAAUAAGAAAGGAAAAAUAUAUAAUGUGAUUUUGGUUUUGCUAUUAAUAUGCAAUGCCAUUUGCGUCUCUGUUGUUGCUUAGUUAUAUCUUCAUAUCUUCAAUAUAGAAAUUGUUGCAAACAUUAAGCUACUACAAACAUAUAAUAAAUAGUAAUAAAAAUGAAACAAAAUAAAAAAGAACUAGAUCUAAAAAAG
Molecule: messenger RNA, 5579 nt
Organism: Eupeodes corollae
Lineage: Eukaryota; Metazoa; Arthropoda; Insecta; Diptera; Syrphidae
Gene: Ac3
Product: adenylate cyclase type 3
Exons: 21
Coding region: 519-3872 (1117 amino acids)
Biological process (GO): adenylate cyclase-activating G protein-coupled receptor signaling pathway; intracellular signal transduction; cAMP biosynthetic process
Cellular component (GO): plasma membrane
Molecular function (GO): adenylate cyclase activity
Source: RefSeq, a predicted model, not a curated record